Messenger RNA from Glycine soja, 2153 nucleotides. RefSeq names its product exocyst complex component EXO70H1-like. Gene Ontology annotation, molecular function: phosphatidylinositol-4,5-bisphosphate binding. Gene Ontology annotation, cellular component: exocyst. Gene Ontology annotation, biological process: exocytosis. Bases 125 to 1993 code for a protein of 622 amino acids. The record is from RefSeq and is a predicted model, not a curated record. The transcript has a single exon. NCBI's taxonomy places the organism in Eukaryota, Viridiplantae, Streptophyta, Magnoliopsida, Fabales, Fabaceae.
CCCUUUGCAAGCACCCUUCAUCAUUCAUCAAAUACUUGCAGUGCCACGGAAAACAUUAUUCGUCUUACCCGAAAACAAACACACACUUCCUAUUACUGCUAAAACGCCGUCGUUUACUGAAAAUAUGAGAUUCAUUUGCUUCGAGCCGAAAACGCAGUCGUUUUCCUUUUCCCGCCACACUCCGCCAACGAGUUCAUCAUCACCUUCUACAAGCACUAAGGAGAGCUUUGAAGAAGCAGAAACUCUGAUACUAAAAUGGAACCCUGAAACCUCUGCGUACGGAAGAGUAACCUCUCUCUUCUACAACGACAAAGCUGAAGCCAUGCACUACAUCCACUGCGUUAACAUGCUUCAGAAAACCAUGCACUCUUUGAUCUCUCAGAACGCUUCCUCGCAGAAACUCAUUCUCGCCCAUAACCUAAUGCAAAUGGCCAUGAAGACACUCCAGAAAGAGUUCUAUCAGAUAUUAUCAAUGAACCGGGCCCACCUUGACCCUGAAUCCGUCUCCACCAGAUCCUCCACCACUUCAACAAGAACCUCUUUCUGUUCCGACAGUUACGACGGCGGCACAGCGGAAGAAGAUGUUCGCGAAUCGGGGGAUUGUAUCUCCGAAGUCGAACGUGUUUCUUCUGAAGCCAUGGCGGAUCUGAAAUCCAUCGCGGAUUGCAUGAUUUCCAACGGUUAUGCGAAGGAAUGCGUCAGCGUUUACACGACCAUGAGAAAAUCGAUCGUCGACGAAGGCAUUUAUCGCCUCAACGUGGAGGAGUUUAGUUCCUCGAAGGUGAACAAGAUGCACUGGGAUGUGCUCGAGUUGAAAAUCAAGAGCUGGUUGGAGGCGGUUAAGAUCGCCGUGAGGACGCUCUUCGCAGGAGAGAGGAUCCUCUGCGAUCACGUAUUCGGUGCGUCGCAAUCCAUCAGUGAAGCUUGCUUCGCCGAGAUUUCUAGAAGCGGAGCAAAUCUGCUGUUCGGAUUCCCCGAACUAGUCGCGAAAACGAAGAAAUCGCCGCCGGAGAAGAUCUUCCGGAUGAUUGAUAUGUACGCUGCAAUAGCCGGGAUGUGGUCGGAGAUUGAAUCGAUAUUCUCGCUCGAUUCAACAACAGCUGUUAAAUCUCAAGCCUACGGUCUUCUUCUCGGACUCUCCGAGUCUGUACGAACGAGUUUAUCGGACUUUGCGACCGCAAUUCAGAAAGACUCUUCCAAAUCGACGGCGAACUUCGCCGGCGUUCAUUCCCUGACAGUGCAAGUGAUGAAUCACUUGACUACUCUCGCGGAUUACAGCAACGUGCUCUCGGAAAUUUUCUUCGACGUGCCACCGCCGCCGAGGUCGCCGUUGCCGGAAUCUUACUUAUACAGUCCAGAAUCCGACAACACCACCACGACGGAGACGGAGUUUUCAGUGCAGAUGGCGCGGCUUAUUCUGAUUCUUCUCUGCAAGAUCGACGGGAAAUCAAGGUAUUACAAGGAAGUUUCGUUGUCUUACCUGUUUCUCGCGAACAAUCUCCGGCACAUACUGGCCAAGGUCCGUGCGUCGAACUUGCAUUACGUUCUCGGCGACGAUUGGGUUUUGAAUCAUGAUGCGAAGGUGAAGAGGUUGACGGCGAACUACGAGAGAGUGGCGUGGGGCAAAGUGCUUUCGUCUUUGCCGGAAAAUCCAACGGCGGAAAUGUCGGCGGCGGAGGCGAGGGUUAUGUUCGGGAAUUUCAAUUUUGAAUUCGAGAAAGCUUAUCGGAGAGAGAACACGUUCACCGUGCCGGAACAGGAAUUUCGAGAAGAAAUGAAAGCGUCUCUUGUGAGAAAAAUAACCCCAAUUUACCGCGAGGCGUAUGAAACGCACCGUAUUGUAAUGGGAACGGUGAGGGAAAUAAGAGAGUAUGUCACAUUUGCCCCUGAAGAUGUUGAGAAUUACAUGAUGAAUCUUUUCUCUGAGGGAAGAGCGAGCUCCGGUAGCGGAGGAAACAAGUCAUGUUUUGUAAAGUGUAAAAAAUGCAAAUGAAAAGAUAUUUCACAACAAGGGUGCAAAAAUUGUUUUUUUCUGGAUCCUCUUAUCUAAUCAUUUUCACUGAAGAGGGUUACUACUUACAAUUACAACAGACACAUAUUAUUAUAUGAUUCUUUCCUUAAUUGAAAAAAAAAAGGACUUCAAGAUUACAACA